Molecule: messenger RNA, 1785 nt
Organism: Penaeus chinensis
Lineage: Eukaryota; Metazoa; Arthropoda; Malacostraca; Decapoda; Penaeidae
Product: sporozoite surface protein 2-like
Exons: 11
Coding region: 1-1785 (594 amino acids)
Source: RefSeq, a predicted model, not a curated record
AUGCCCACACCGGAAGUGGCCUCGAUGAUCUUCCGAGUCAAUAGGCACAACAUCCGGUGCUUUAUGGUGGGGAAUAUGGCCCUUAUCGGCAUUAAGGUCGAGGCGUCAUGCUGGCAGGCGUGGCAGGGCUUGAAGAAUAAGUUCAAUCCUGUUAAGACUGUUAAUUCACAUUUUACAGAAGCUUCCAUCAUCCGGGUCUCAAGGACGAGCUCAAAGGUGGCCCUUCGCCUCAAGAUGUUAUGUGCCCUCGGGGUCGGCUGUCGGGGGAUACGAGUGACGCAUGAGGAGUUCCCUAAUCCAGAUCAUAAUCGCAAAUCCCUAAUGUUAAAUCCUAAAUCCCAUAAUCCUAGUAAUCCCAGUAAUCAUGGUAAUCCCAUCAGUCACAGUAAUCCCAGUAAUCCCAGUAAUCCAAGUAAUCCCAUUUAUCACAGUAAUCCUAGUAAUCCCAGCAAUACCAGUAACCCUAGUAAUCCCAGUAAUUCUAGUAACCCCAGUAAUUCUAGUAAUCUUAGUAAUCUUAGUAAUCUCAGUAAUCCUAGCAAUUCCUGUAGUCAUAGUAAUCCCAGUAAUCUUAGUAAUCCAUGUGAUCCUAGUAAUCUCAGUAAUCCUUGUAAUCCCAAUAACCCUAGUAAUCCCAUUAACCCCAGUAAUUCCAGUAAUCCCAGUAACCCUAAUAAUCCCAGUAAUCCCAGCAAUCCUAGUAAUCCCAGUAAUCCGAGUAACCCUAGUGAUCCCAGUCAUCCCAGCAAUCCCAAUAAUCCCAGUAAUCCUAGUAAUCCAAGUCAUCCUAGCAAUCACAGUAAUCCUAGUAGGCCCAGUAAUCCUAGCAAUCCCGGUAAUCCCAAUAAUCCUAGCAAUCCCAGUAAUCCUGGUAAUCCCCAUAAUCCUAGUAAUCCCAGUAAUCCUAGUAAUCCAAGUCAUCCUAGCAAUCACAGUAAUCCUAGUAGGCCCAGUAAUCCUAGCAAUCCCGGUAAUCCCAAUAAUCCUAGCAAUCCCAGUAAUCCUGGUAAUCCCCAUAAUCCUAGUAAUCCCAGUAAUCCUAGUAAUCCAAGUCAUCCUAGCAAUCACAGUAAUCCUAGUAGGCCCAGUAAUCCUAGCAAUCCCGGUAAUCCCAAUAAUCCUAGCAAUCCCAGUAAUCCUGUAGGGCCCAGUAAUCCUAGCAAUCCCGGUAAUCCCAAUAAUCCUAGCAAUCCCAGUAAUCCUGGUAAUCCCCAUAAUCCUAGUAAUCCCAGUAAUCCUAGUAAUCCAAGUCAUCCUAGCAAUCACAGUAAUCCUAGUAGGCCCAGUAAUCCUAGCAAUCCCGGUAAUCCCAAUAAUCCUAGCAAUCCCAGUAAUCCUGGUAAUCCCCAUAAUCCUAGUAAUCCCAGUAAUCCUAGUAACCCAGUAAUCCCAGUAAUCCUAGUAACCCAUAAUCCUAAUAAUCCCAGUAAUCCUAGUAAUCCCAGAAAUGGAAGCAAUCCCAGUAAUCCCAGUCGAGGUCCUUGCUGGAAUAAACGUGAAUUACCUGAUAAUGAAACUCGGCCCCUGAAACGCUCCAGAAAGAAAAGACGUCUGUGCGCGGCUGCGGGCGGCUGUGGGCGUUCGAGCAUCAGCUUCAGGCAGUGUAAUCAACUGCCGCCCGUGACAGUACUGGCCGGCCGCUGCGUCUGCCGCCCACCAUCGAUCACCGCCCCGCAGCACACGCGCUGCACGCCCGCCCUGUUUGCCACGUGCUCCCCAUACCUGCGCGCCCGCCCACCACGUGUAGCUGAUACAUGUGGCCACCCUGCUGACGAGGCGGCGUGA